This is a messenger RNA of Tupaia belangeri chinensis (Chinese tree shrew), 1362 nucleotides long. It is a transcript of the gene MAIP1, whose product is annotated as matrix AAA peptidase interacting protein 1. NCBI's taxonomy places the organism in Eukaryota, Metazoa, Chordata, Mammalia, Scandentia, Tupaiidae. Gene Ontology annotation, biological process: protein insertion into mitochondrial inner membrane from matrix. Bases 72 to 950 code for a protein of 292 amino acids. The record is from RefSeq and is a predicted model, not a curated record. The transcript has 5 exons. Gene Ontology annotation, cellular component: mitochondrial inner membrane. Gene Ontology annotation, molecular function: ribosome binding.
AUCUGAGUUGGUUUCCCACCGGCCUCCUUUUGGUACAGCACAGGCAAUCGAAGGGGUGAGAGGUCAUAAAGAUGGCGCUGGCUGCACGUCUGCUACCUCGCUUGCUGCUUUCUAGGUCUCCUAGCCGCGGAGCCACCAGACUCCGGCCUCCAGGUGCAGCUGAAUUGAGGCUGCCCCUGGCCGGACUUUGCUGCUUUUGCAGCCUCCGCUUCGGCUCGGGAGUGGCGGCAUUUUCCCGUUGCACUUGGGCCCGGGAGGCCUCGGCGCCUCCUGCUCCGGCGCCCCGGCGGCCCCUUCUCAGCUCUGCAGGACGGUUCCCCGCAGCCCUCGCUUCCUUUCCCCCCUGCGCUCUGCGCAGCUACAGCACUGAGGAGCAGCCUCAGCCACGCCAGAAAACCAAGAUGAUCAUCCUAGGAUUCUCCAACCCGAUCAACUGGGUUCGGACUCGAAUUUACUCCUUCCUUAUCUGGGCCUAUUUCGACAAAGAGUUCAGCAUCGCAGAGUUCUCUGAGGGGGCGAAGCAGGCAUUUGCUCAUGUAUCCAAAUUGCUGUCGCAGUGUAAAUUUGAUCUUUUGGAAGAACUUGUGGCCAAAGAGGUGCUACAUAUAUUGAGAGAAAAGAUUACUUCACUACCUGACAAUCAUAAAAAUGCCCUUGCUGCUGACAUAGAUGAAAUUGUAUAUACAUCAACAGGAGACAUCUCCAUUUACUAUGAUGAGAAAGGAAGGAAGUUUGUUAACAUCCUGAUGUGCUUUUGGUAUCUAACCAGUGCCAACAUCCCCAGUGAAACUUUACGUGGAGCUAGUGUGUUCCAGGUUAAGUUGGGGGAUCAGAACGUGGAAACUAAACAACUUCUUAGUGCAAGCUAUGAAUUUCAGAGGGAGUUUACACAAGGAGUAAAGCCCGACUGGAACAUUACACGGAUUGAACACUCAAAGUUAUUGGAAUAAUGUUUCUUGAAAAAAUCAGCUUAUGGACUGUUAGUAAUUGCUGUGAAAAACUAAGGAAGAAAACUUUUUGGAUCAUUUGAUCUUCACUUAAUCAAGUCUGUGGGUUACUUUUAUAUUAUUUUGAAAUAUUCCUUGAAUUAUAUUGGCAUGAUACAUUAAAGCAUUUUCCACAGAUUGUUAUCACUGUCUUUAAAAGAGGCCAAAUUAAAAAAAAAGGUACAACAAUAACACAUUAUUAGUGUCAUAUUCAGUAUCAUUUCCAAUGUUAAAUAUAUGUAUAUCUAUUCACACACACUAGACACAAGCUAUAAUUUAUAGACAUAAUAGAGUAGGUAUUUAUAAAAAGACUAUAGGGGCCAGUAGAUGGCAUAAUUGGUUAAGGUACUGGAUGGACUCCCAUGUGGCUGACUGU